This is a messenger RNA of Sceloporus undulatus (fence lizard), 3114 nucleotides long. It is a transcript of the gene MARVELD2, whose product is annotated as MARVEL domain containing 2. Gene Ontology annotation, biological process: bicellular tight junction assembly. The record is from RefSeq and is a predicted model, not a curated record. Bases 219 to 1505 code for a protein of 428 amino acids. The transcript has 3 exons. NCBI's taxonomy places the organism in Eukaryota, Metazoa, Chordata, Lepidosauria, Squamata, Phrynosomatidae. Gene Ontology annotation, cellular component: bicellular tight junction; cytoplasmic vesicle; apical plasma membrane.
CUGAGGAAGAGGGCGGCCACCGUUGGCUGAGUAAGGGAGCCCUAGCCAGGGCUUGCUUUCCUUCCUUGCCCUCAGGAGAGGAGGAAGGCGCCAUUUUCCUCCCUCUGAGGCGUUUCUGGGAGAGCCCCAGGAGGCAAAAGGACAUGUCCUCCAUUUCAGCCUUCUGUCCCUGAGGGAUUCCAGAAUGUCCUCCAUUCUGGGCAUGGGAGAAGUUGCAAAUGUCUUCAAGGAAUGUAUCAUCAGAGCGCAGACCAGGGCAACAUGUUCGAUCUGUCCAUUAUGAUGAAGUAUAUGUGGAUUCCCCUUCGCAAGAGGAUUCAGAAAGGGAUUUUCCAGAUGCUGAACAUAUAUUGAAUGCAGAUCCCCCGCUGCCACCACCUCUUCCUCUGCAGCCCCCCUUUGGGCCUGAAUUUUAUCCAAGUGAGAGUGAAGAACCAGCAGAAAGUUCUGAUCUCAAGCCUGUGAGAAAAUUCAUUCCAGACUCAUGGAAAAACUUCUUCAAAGGGAAAAAAGAAGAUCCUGAAUGGAGUAAGCCAGUAGCUGCAAUUUCUGGUGGAGUUCAGUGUUCUCCCCCAUCUUCUCCAACACUUACUACAGUGAGAACAGCCCAAACUUCAGCUCCAAGCUCUUACCAGGAUCCAUAUGGCGGGUCAGGGGGAACAUAUAAUUCACGCAAAGAAGCUGAAGCCAUGCUUCCUUCAGAUCCCUACAGCUCUCUAGAAAGGCAUACUCAAACAGUACAGACUUACAGUGAGAAAGUAGAAGCUUUUAAUCUGAGAUACUCUUACAUGAAGUCUUGGGCAGGGUUGCUCAGGAUCUUGGGUGUUGUUGAAUUACUGUUGGGAGCAGCUGUAUUUGCCUGUGUAACGGCUUACAUUCACAAGGACAAUGAGUGGUACAACAUGUAUGGCUACUCACAACCAUAUGGCUAUGGAGCAAGCAGCACCUAUGGAGGCUAUUACUACAGUGGACCUAAAACCCCCUUUGUACUUGUUGUAGCUGCACUGGUUUGGAUAGUGACUAUCAUACUUCUUGUACUUGGCAUGUCAAUGUAUUAUAGGACUAUUCUUUUAGAUUCCAACUGGUGGCCUUUAACUGAAUUUGGAAUCAAUGUUGCUUUGUUUAUUUUGUAUAUGUCAGCUGCUAUAGUAUACGUAAAUGAUACUAACAAAGGAGGGCUUUGCUAUUACCAGUUAUUUAACACGCCGAUGAAUGCAUCAUUUUGCCGUAUAGAAGGGGGACAGACUGCCGCAAUUAUCUUCUUAUUUGUAACGAUGAUUAUUUAUCUUAUUGGUGCAAUAGUUUGUCUAAAAUUAUGGAGACAUGAAAGUGCACGGAGGCACAGAGAAUUUAUGGAACAACAAGUAAGUUGUGGCAAGAAAACUGUUUCUUUUCUGCUCUUCAUUUUCUGGUCCAGUUUAGACAUACAAAACAAGGUUGUUUCUUUUCUGCUCUUCAUUUUCUGGUCCACUUCAGACAUACAUGUUCAAUACCUUACAAAGUGAUUAUACAUCAGUGACUGAUGAAUCACUGCGACUGUCGUUGCUUUUUACUACAGUAUUUACUUUGUCUCCUUAGUUAGUUUCCUAAGAGGCAAAAUGUGAAGACUUACAACAUUUGAAAAUACUAGCCAUUCUUCACUGGAGAUGUUUAAUGUUUGUAGUGGCAGUCAUUUUAAAUGGUUUUAAAUUACUAGGAUGAAUUUGCUCUUUGUUUGAUAGCAUUAUAGUAAGAUUCAGGGUUUUUUUGCCUAUCAUCUCAAUGUCCAAAGCAACCAGAAAAGCAAAAAAUGGUUUGGUCAGAUACUCCUAUAACAACAUCUUGUGUAUAGUAAAUUGGAGAAACCCGUCCAGUCUUAGCUGCAAUUCCAUUAUAAAAGGUUACUGUUAUAUAUCACAGUUAUGUGGUUGUGUUCAGUGGUGUAGGCUUCUCUGAAAAAAUCUGAAUUGGGAUUUUUGUUCUGGAUAAAAGUAGAGUAUGAUCUAAAUUACCAUGUCUGUUUGACUUAUAAAACUUUUAAAUGUCCCAAAUGGCUAACAGUAUUCGACCUAAUAUAAUUUAUUUUGGAAAAUAUAAUCAAUUUAAUGUGCUUUUAAUAUUAUAUUUAGAGAACAUAAUAUUUUGCUUUAGAAAAAUUGAGAGCUUUAUGUAGAAAUUAUUUUAAAUAAAAUAUCUGUCAUUAUAUAUUUAUCCCAUGGAUUCCUCUUACAAUAUAUUUUUUUAAAUUUAAGAAGAAAAGGCACUGAAAAAAAUCAAUACACAGAUUAAAACACAUCUACAAACGGAUUCUGUGAUUGUCAACUCUUCUCCUUACAGCAUGUCCUAACUCUCUUACACUUGAGUUCCUUAAAACAUUUCCACUUUUUCUGUUUGUCUGAAGAAUUAUUUGCACUGCUUGCGUACAUUUCAAGAAAUCUGAUUCAGAACUACUUGGUCUGCAUUCUCUUUUGCUGAAGGGAUUUUUUUCCUUUGGACAAGAGAGGUGUAUCCCAAAUGUCAUCAUUUAUUGUGCCUGCCAACAAAUUUUAUGAAUCAAUUUUUUAAAAAUAUAUGUCUUCCAAAAUAUUAAGUACUAGAGAAUUCUGGAAGACUUUCAAACCUAUACCACAUACUAUGCCUCUUGUGCCUGUUAUGUCUUAAAGUUUAAUCUUGGACUACCUUUUGGCAGCAUUAUUACUCAGCAGUAGUAACUUGCUAGUGGAGAAGCACUGACAUGUAUUGUUGCAGCAGCAAAGCAUUUUGAUCAGUUUGAGAUGUCAGAAGCUAUGUCACUACACUGAUCAGAAGUAAUCUGAAGUAUUUCUAAAAUAAUAUAGAUACAUACGCAGUAAUGUGAUGAUGGGACAAUAAAUGUCUAGUUUUGCUGAACUAGAUUGUGCGUAACAACCAAAAUGUUUCUUUUACAAAAUAAAUACUUCAGGAUUUUGAAGGCUACUGUACUUAGUUAUGCACCUUCACACCCAAUUCCAUGCUUGUGGUUGCAAAAUUCCACACACAGAGCCAUGAUUUAUCCUGCUAUCAUUUAUAAAUGCUAAUAAUUCAUUGUUAUUAAUUUAUACAAUAUUGCUUUUUAGUCUUUGUAGUCUAGACUUGUAUACUUCAUGUUGUGUUUUU